Molecule: messenger RNA, 592 nt
Organism: Condylostylus longicornis
Lineage: Eukaryota; Metazoa; Arthropoda; Insecta; Diptera; Dolichopodidae
Gene: Pfdn1
Product: prefoldin subunit 1
Exons: 3
Coding region: 122-490 (122 amino acids)
Biological process (GO): protein folding
Cellular component (GO): cytoplasm; prefoldin complex
Molecular function (GO): protein folding chaperone
Source: RefSeq, a predicted model, not a curated record
UUUCUGAUUUUGUGGUUAAUGAAAAUUAUUUUAGAACCUUUUGUGUGACUAAAUUACAUAUGCACAAAUUUUAUAAAAUUAAACAUAAUUAAAAGCAAAAUAAUAUAAAAUUCAAUUAAAAAUGGCUGCAACAGAUAUGGAACUAAGAAAGGCUUUUGCCGAAAUGCAAUAUAAUAAAAUGGAAACAACGAAAAAAAUCAAAAUGAUUGAUAUGCAAUCUGAAGUUUUUAAAAAAUCAAAACAAAAAUACAUUAUAACAGAAAAAGGUACCAGUGAUUUAGGACCAGAAGCUAGGGUAUACAUGUCAAUCGGUAGAAUGUUUGUUUUAUCUGAUGUUCCGGAGAUGAAAUCUGAAUUGCAAGCAAAAGCUGAUAAAUGCGAAACUCUUAUAACGCAAUUAAAUGAAAAAAAGGAAUUUUUAUUAAGGUCGUUAAAAGAGCAAGAAGAUAGUUUAAGAGAAUUAGUCCAACAAAAACGGGAUGCUAAAUAAUAAAAUUUAAAAAUUAAAUUAUUUAUAAAAUUUUUAUAUUUUUUGCUUUAAUUUUAUGUAACAAUAAUUUAAAUAUUAAAAUUUGCAUAUGUAACAAACUCA